Molecule: messenger RNA, 3617 nt
Organism: Monascus purpureus
Lineage: Eukaryota; Fungi; Ascomycota; Eurotiomycetes; Eurotiales; Aspergillaceae
Source: the annotation of a GenBank genome assembly
CUUGCAUCUGUGGAUACUUCUCGUAUCUACUACGGAGUACUAUUACUAUUAUUACCCUGCAGGGCAAAACACCGUUCCUGACGGCGUUCAUCUUGAUAGCCCGUUCCGUUCCGUGCAUACGUCCAGUUCCGUCCCCUACUCGGCCUUCCCCCUUUGUUGCCCUCGUCACUGCAUUGUGCAUUGAAUUCCCCUCGACAAUGAUAAUCGAUCUUUGUCUCUAUCGCUCCUUGUCCUGCUAGUUAAUUCUCAUUCUCACGGCUGACUGGUCUUCCAGACCCGUGUCUUCCCUCUCGCGCGUCUCACUGUCUUGAUAAUCUUGCUAUGACGUGACGUGAACGUUUCUGUUUCUCUCACUCCUUGCAUUCUUGACCCUUCCCCAAGUCCAUGAUCGGUUUCUCUGCUGAAUAUCUGUCCUCGUCGGAAACUGGAUAAUUGCUAAUUGAUUCCCAUCCUCUUGCCUUGUCUUGUCUUGUCUGACUUCGUGGUCCAAUGCUCUCGUUCCAACGCAAAUUGCCUGAAGGGAAAAAGAACGGUUAAAAAAAAAAAAUAUCACUGAGCUCGGAUUAAUUCAGCCUUGUCAGGUGCCUUUAGAAUGGCCUCAGCAACUUCGCCAGCUGUUCAUGAGCGCAGAGGACGCCAUCUGCCACCCAUCCAGACCAACUUCAGUCGUCCAACUGCUCAUCUGGAUAAGAUCCCCCGCCCCCACCGCGUGCGGCCCCCGAAUGAUACCCAAACCACCAAUGGCAAAGUUGGCGAAAAGGACCAGGGUCCGCCGUCAGGACUGCCGACCAAGCGGCAGAGCUCGCGGACUGGCUUGCGCAGUUUCUUUGGGUUCGAGAAAUCUCUCCGCAGGCCGAAGAGUGACAGCAAGCUCACACAGGUGGAUGAGAUUGCGUCGCGGAAACCAGGACGGCCCGCCGGUCAGAGCACCGAAACACCCUUAUUAUCACCAAGUACCUGUGCCACACCGAAGACGACCCUCUCUGCACCGUCGCUCGCCGCCUCCCCCCCCAAUGGUGUCGGCCCGAAUCGCACCCCCAAGAUCCCGCCCAAGGCUCCUCGCAGGAGACCGGCUACUAAUAAGCCAUCGGAAGAUAGAUCUUACUGGAGACCACCGCCACUCUUCCAGGUCUAUCCGCAAGCUAUCAAGCAUGGUUGUCUUCCGCUCCCGGCACCGGCAUCUUUGGCGGAGUCCAUUCUACGCAUCAACGGUUCUGGACCCAAAGCUCCAGCCAAGGAUACAGAGAAUAACGACGGCAACCAGCUGCUGAACCCCGACUCUUUUGAUUCCAAUGGGGCCAUUCAUCGAAAGAAGAGAGAGCCAAGGCAUCAGCCCUCCUCGUCGUCCGGGAACAUGAACAAGAUGGAAUGGACGCAGAAGAUCUACGUCCUGGCUACAUCUGGUUACCUCCUCCAGUAUGCUGGAGAGGGGAAAUUCGACAGACUACCGGAGAAGAUGAUGAAGCUGGGUCCCAAGUCCGUUGCAUUUGCCAGUGAUGCUAUUCCUGGCAAACACUGGGUUCUACAGGUUACCCAGCACUUUGAUGAAGAGGCUACUACUAGUACCGUGACUGUGGACGGUGGUAGGCCUCUGUUCUCGCGGUUUGGAUUUCGCCCCCUAGGUCCACGUAUGGCGCGGACCCUUCUUCUUGUCUUUGACAACCCCGAGGAGAUGCAUUCGUGGCUGGUAGCCGUGAGAGCGGAGAUCGAAGCCCGAGGAGGCAAGAAAUAUGUCUCUGAAUGGUUCACAGGAGAACACGAAGACAACGAGGAAGAAAAGGACACGGAGCGCCAGAAUAAUCGGAAUAUCCGGCGCCCAGUCAAGGGGGGCAUAAACCAAUUGUCAGAACUGCGUCGACGGUCUCAACGAGGACCAAUAUUAUGGGAGAAUGGGGCUGGAGUGGACUAUCAAUCCCGCAGGGCUUCGUAUCAAUCUGUAAAUCGCCGAUCUGUGGUUUCUAUUUCGGGUUCUACAUCGGCAGCUCCAUCGGAGGGGGAGCUACAUGGUCCCGGAACACCUGCUGCUUCUCUCAAACGGUUUACUUCCGCCGGGGACAGCUCAAACUCGCUUUCCCCUACUGAAAUCCCUAAAGCAUUUCAGCGGCAGGAUAUUCCAAAUCUUGCCAGCUCACAGGCAUUUUCGACGCCUUCUUCGCCGGAGUGGAGGCCCGAGCCGGUGCACAAGUACUCUCAAGCAGCCCAUGCUACUGGAAAUGGCUCGAAGUUGCCACGGCCGCCUUCAUUCAUACAAGAACCGACUGCACGGUCCUCGUCUCCAGCUCCCAACUUUAGUGUUCCGUCCUUCAGCAAGAAAUUCGCUACGAAGCCGGGGCAACCGGCUCCCGGCACACAGCUACCGCAGCCGCCAAGCACAUAUUCCUCGUCGACGAGAAAGACAAUGCCAGUACCAGUGCCUUCGCGAACCAGUAGCAUCCCCCGCGCAGACCGGAUGGAUUAUUCCUCCACCGUCGCCGCAUUUCCUACCCCGCCUCAAUCGCCAACCCCAAGGGUUGCCAGCCCUGUCCGAUCCGACUCUAACGAUAAGCUGUCAUGCACUUCGCGCGAAUCCUCCAUCGGGAGACAGGUAUCAUCUUCGACAUCGAUAGAUUCGAUAGCAGAAAUUGUCCAACGAAAUGCCAAUGCAUCUGAUGGCCCUGCUGAGGCUAAAGCCCAGCAGACCCUCUCCCGUUUACCCCGGGCCAACGUAUCGGCGGCUUCGAUUUCACAUCGAAUCAGCAUGACGAACAUAUCUUUGCCAGCAACUCCAGCAAGUGCAUCUGCCCGUGGAGCUAUCCAGCGCAAGAGAAUCUCCUCUAUACCCUACCAGAACGAUCCCGUGUUAUCGACCUUCACACCCUCAUCCUUCUCUACAUCGGUGAUAUCACACCGAAAGAGCUUACCUGGGCUGUCAAUUGGACCUCCCGUAGCGCCCCCUCCUAAUUGUCCCUUACCGAAGAUUCCUUCUCUCAUAGACCCUGGUCCGGGAACAUCAUUGCCUAAUGGGCGUCCCUCCUUCCGCGAGAUUUUCUAAGUCUCCGCCUCCCAGUGUGCAAGGGAUUCGGAAGGGCUCUACCGGGUCCAUUGCAUUUGACGGGAGUAUGAGGGUUUCAGGGAUUCGAAGACCGAGCAUCCAGAGUAUGAAUAUGGUGAACGGGGCGUGAUUGGUUCUUUUCUAAUAUCUAGAUGCAUUUCUACAUGUAACAUACCCUCGCAGCAGUGUACACCUGCAUACGAAUACGUACGCUCUCACACACUCCCUCACCAUCCUCCCAUUUUUACCUCUUUAUGUCAACUCACCUUCUUUCUACAUGAUCCUAUCCUACCCACAACGUUCCAUCAACAUCUCUUCUGUCUUGACCUUCCGAUACACCUGUGCCGUCAUAAUAACCUCCUUGGAAAGGAUCUUUCGGGAUUAAAAAGUUAGGUAUUUGUAAGCGUGCGCAAUCAAAAUUCAAUCAUUUAAUAGCUUCAUUCUCUAUUCUUGGGAAGUUCUCAAGGUAGCAAAAGUCUACUUUGUCAAUACCGUGUAUCCGUAUAUACCAAAUUAAAAGAGAGAUCAAGAUCGCCGUAUCUAAUUACUAUAUAGGCCAGCCUGGUGGAUCCAACGUCUAUCCGGA